This is a messenger RNA of Penicillium verhagenii, 1398 nucleotides long. RefSeq lists its product as uncharacterized. NCBI's taxonomy places the organism in Eukaryota, Fungi, Ascomycota, Eurotiomycetes, Eurotiales, Aspergillaceae. The transcript is spliced from 2 exons. The record is from RefSeq and is a predicted model, not a curated record. Bases 1 to 1398 code for a protein of 465 amino acids.
AUGGCUGAUCCCCCUUCUCCGGGGAUCUCACCCCGCAAUUCGUCUCUCCGCCGCCGUGGUCUCCCCACGCGAACCACUCUCGAAACCAUCCCCGACUCCGACUGGCCGCAACGCCGCAACUCUACACUCUCAGAUACCAUCUCCGAAGCUCGUCACUCCAUUCGAUCAUCCACAGAUGACCUGUUCCUUCCCCGAGUGAGUCAAAACAAUGAGGGUCCGAUCGCAACCGAGGAAUCUCAUUGGCACUCCGCGCCACUGGCCUUGGCGUUACUGCCAGCCAUCGCCGGGGUCAUGUUCAAAGAGGGAAGUGUUUUUGUGACCGAUGUGACGUUGUUAGUACUGGCAGCUAUCUUUCUCAAUUGGUCCGUCCGAUUACCAUGGGACUGGUAUCGGUCCGCCCAGGCCAUCACGCGAGAAGAAUCCACAUAUAGUCCCACCGUGGAGGGUAUAGAACCAGAGGCGGGUGACGAGGCCGUAGACUCCGGCGAAGAACCCCACCGGCGUCCCAAACCCCCACGAACAUCAAAGCAAGCAGCCAUCAAAGAGCUCCAUAUACACGAGCUCGUCGCAUUAGCCUCAUGCUUCAUAUUUCCUCUAAUUGGCACCUGGCUCCUUCAUGGCAUCAGAUGUAGCUUAUCUCGACCCUCGGAAGGUUUGGUCUCUAAUUACAACCUUACCAUAUUUCUCCUCGCAUCCGAGAUUCGGCCAUUCGCUCAUCUCCUCAAACUAUUUCAAGCUCGCACCCUCCAUCUCCAACGUAUCAUCGCAACCACUGAUGACAAUCACAUCGAUUCGGUUAAAGUUCAAGACCUCACAACUCGACUCGAGGAGCUUGAAGCGCAUGUCGCCGAAGCUGCUGCCACUCGUCUGGCUUCAUCUCCAGGCCAAAACUCCCCUAAAGAACCAAAUGACGCCCAGUCACUCAUAACACAGGCGGUUGCUGAAGCCCGCAAGGCACUUCAACCAGACAUCGAAGCUCUCAAUCGCGCUGUCCGCCGAUAUGAGAAACGUACCGCUUUGAUCACACUCCAAACAGACACUCGCUUCCAACAACUUGAGGCACAAACCCGCGACGCAUUAGCUCUGGCAGCUGCUGCACAGCGCUCUAGUCUGUCGCGCCGCUCAAGCUACGCAUUCACGUUGGUUGACUGGGCUUGUGCUUGCAUCGUUGUUCCGGCCCAGCUCGCUGUAUCUAUCCUCAAUCUACCUUCCCGCGCAGUAAAUCGCUGUUUGGCCACUGCAAGGAGUAUGAUAGGUCGCCAACCUUCUCCGCAGUCACGCUCAAAGUCUAGUAAAGGCAAGUCAGUUCAGGGAACUGGUCGUAAGGUUCGACCACGGUCACCUCCACCUAAAGCACUGGGCUCGACAAUAUCUCAACCGCAGUCUAUUUCUCGCUAG